Molecule: messenger RNA, 3873 nt
Organism: Microbotryum saponariae
Lineage: Eukaryota; Fungi; Basidiomycota; Microbotryomycetes; Microbotryales; Microbotryaceae
Source: the annotation of a GenBank genome assembly
AUGUCUGGCGAGUUGGCCUCGCAGCUGGGCAGCAGUGACCCGGCCCCGACGUCUACGACCACCGCUGCCGGCACGACCACCGGCACCGGCCUGCCCGCGUCGGUUCCAGCGACCGAGACCGCGACCGCACCGCUCGCUGCUGAGUCGCCCAUGUUGAACAUUGCAUCACUCAAAGCCGACUCGCUGCUCAGCUUGGCCUCCACCACCCAUGAAGUCUCCCCUGGAGCACCGGCAGCAGCUCAGCCGACGCCCAUCGAAGCCCAGCCGUCUCCGAUAGCGACCGCGGCAUCGAUCGAGCCCAGUCCGGCAGCAGAAGCAGCAGCAUCUGUGGCACCCGUCGUUACAGCUGCCGACAUUCCGGCCGAAGGGACGACGUCCACGACCGCCGAAGCUGUGUCUGCACCGUCAGAGCCGAUCGUAUCCGCCACCGUCGAGGCUAUCACCGACGCCGCGAUCCCCCAGCCCCCCGUGUCGGAUUUGAGGACCGAGGUCGAGGCAGAGGCGCCACCGGCCGAGAUCGUUGCCGCUAGUGAAGCAGAUCCGUCGACGGUAACCGCCGCCCCCGUGGAGGCCAAUGCUUCUGAGCACCCACUCAGCAAUGGAACAAUCGCCACUCCGCAGAUCUCGACCGUCGAGGAGCCGUUGGUCAAUGGCCAUGCGCACACAAACGGCACCGCUGAUCACGGCUCGCAACCCACUUCUACGGCACCGCCUGCCGAGGUCGUAUCCUCGCUUCCAGAGGCUCCGAUUGUCCCACCGGCGCCUCUCUCUGCUCCGGAAACGAUUCCGCCACCGCCCGUUGUGCCGCUGCCAGCCGUAACCGAGUUCCUGCAGAUGCCCCAAAUGCGCCGUGCCGAGAGCACCAGCAGUAGCAUCGCCGCUCAACCUGCCACACCCGUCACCUCGACCGGCACGGUCCCACCUCCUCUCCCGUCUUCGGCUGCAGUCGACUCGCAAGCGCCCGCUCCUGUUCCUGCAGUGACCUCGGCGAACGCAUCGUACGACGCUUUCGUUCACGAGCAAUUCGGUUUCGACCCUACGGCUGCGGCUCCCGCAAUGUCGACAGCACCCGAGCCGAUGCAGACCGAGUCGACACCCUCCGAACCGAGUGCCCCGGCGCCUGCGCCCGCUCCUGUUAUUGCUCGGGAUUCGACGCCUGCACCUGCACCAACACCCGCAUCUGAAUCUGCCUCCGCUAUUGCUCCCGCCCCUACCCCGGUGAAUGUCGAGUUACCUUUCUCUGGGGACGGCUUCGCUCCCCCUCCUCCCGCCCCCGCCCCGAUUCAGCCCACCCCUGCUGCCUCGUCCGAAGACGUGCAAAUGGCCGACUCAUUAGCCAGCGCCGUCGAGUCGCCGUUGCUCAAGCGAAGCUUUUCGGACGACGCUCCAGCGGUUGCAGCGGGUGUAGUCGGUGAAGUCUCGCAAGAGCGCGAUGCAAAACGUUUCAAGAGCGAUGAAGCGGCCACCACGGUAAGUUCCUGCCGGUGGUCCUGACGAACAUGACCACUCGACGACGGGCUUGUUGCCUCGCUAUAUCGUACUCACAAUCGCGUUCUGCUUCUCCCCUGCCUCAAAUAGCCCGCUGCGGCUCCGGGCCCGGUCCCGGCCACGACCUCUGCACCGAUCUCGUUGGCUCCCCCAGCAGCUGCGGAGGCGGCUCGCGUUCCCAGUCCGACGCCGCAACCCGUGCUCGGCUAUGACCCGUCGGCUUUCACGCACGUCGCGUCUCUACCUCAUUCGGUCGUCUCGCAAGCGUCUGCGCACAACUCUUCCACCGCCCCUGCGCCGACGCAUUCGCAUCAGCCUCAUUUCGCCACCUCCUCGGCAUCUUCCCAGCCGACCCCACCGGCACCCGUGCCGUUUUCCAGCGGUUACGCCCAGUCCCCAGCACCCGAGCUGCCUCCCUCCGCGACCGCCACGGGACCCCUGCCGAUCAUGACGAAGGAACAGCAAAAGUGGGCCCUGACGAUGAUCCGCAGCUUGAAGAAGAACAAGAGCGCCGGUCCUUUCUGCCGGCCCGUCGACCCCGUCGCGUUGCUCAUCCCCGACUACUUCCGCGUCAUCACCCGCCCGAUGGAUCUCGGCACGAUCGAGACCAAGCUCAACGCAACGGGCAAGGCGAUGGCUGCGGCGAGUAAGCUCGGGCGUACGUUCGGCAUCGACUACACCCGCGGCGCUGGAGCAUGGGAAGGCGCGAGUGACAAGGUGUAUCGCACCGCGGAAGAGUUCAAGGAGGAUGUGAUGCGAGUCUGGGACAACUGCUACCGAUACAAUGGGCCGGCGGACAAAAAUCCCGUCUCGGCGAUGGCUGCGGUGCUGCAGGCGAUUUGCGAGCGUCAAUGGAAGACAAUGCCCAGCGCACCCCUGAUCGAGCACGUCGAGCCUCCUGCACCCCCACGACCUGCGGUGCCUCAACCCGUCGCCGUUUCGCCGAUCGAUGGCGGUUCGAGCAAGAAGGAUCGUCGACCGUCGCAGUCGUUCGUCCCGACCAUCCGACGCUCCGAGGAUGGCACACGUCCGAAGCGAGAGAUUCACGCCCCGACUCGGGAAUUGCCCUACCUCGUUGACGCCGCGGAGCAGCAGCAGCAACAGGUCGCUGCCGCACCCAGCCGAUCCCGAACGGGUCGCGUCAGUGGCAAGACGGCGCAGGAGCAGUUGCGCUUCUGCAAGGAAGUGAUCAAAGAGAUGUUCAAAAAGGUCCACGAACCCUAUGCCUACGUGUUCUACGAGCCAGUCAGUGAGUCCGAGCGUCUGUCUUCUUUGGGUCGCGAUCCGCACGCUGUGAGGCACGACAAGUGAGCUGAUCUAUCCCCUAUUGAUGCUCUUGCAGACUACGUCGCUCUGAACAUCCCGCAAUACCCUCAAAUCAUCAAGAAGCCCAUGGAUCUCGGCACCGUGCGAAACAAGCUCGAGCAGGGCCUGUACAACGCGAACCCUUACUCCGCUUUUGAAGCCGACAUGCGCCUCAUUUUCAAAAACUGCUACACAUUCAACCCCGUCGGGUCCCCGGUCAACGAGUGGGGUCAUCGCGUCGAGCAGAUCUUUGAGCAAAAAUGGAACGAGCGACCGAUGGCGCCAGUCGACGACGAGGACGAGGUCUCGGAGGAUGAUGGCAUCAGCGCGAUGGAGAAGCAAUUGCAGAUGAUGCAGGCGAACCUCGAGUUGAUGAAGCAGCAGAAGCGGGCCGAGAAAGAGCAGGCGCGCAUGAUGGCCGCGAUGCAGGAGAUGCAGGCCGGAUUCACGCGUGCACCCAAGCCGUCCAAGAAGCAAUCGACCCAAGAUCGUCGAGCCUCGACCGGCGCGGCUCCCAAGAAGGCACGGAGUUCGAGCACUGGUGGGCCUGCCGCGGCGCCGAGUGCAGCUGGCGCGGCCAAGAAGAAGCGCUCCAAGCAUCGUGAAGAGGACCCCGGGUACGGUGCACCUUCGCCGCCUCCCGCGCAGCCCGAAUCGGUCACGUUCGAGAUGAAGCGCGAGCUGGCGGUCAAGAUUGUUUCUUUUGAAGGCGAGAACCUCGAACGAGCGAUCGACAUCAUCCGUCGCGGUCGACCGGACCUUUUGAGCGAUGCCAACAAAGAGAUCGAGCUCGACAUUGACCAACUCGAUCAACGCACCUUGCUCAACCUGUACCGCUUUGUCUGCCCUCCCGCACCCAAGCCCAAGCAAGCCCGACGAGCGAACGGCGCUUCGGCUGCUCCGAGCAAACGCAAGUUGCUCGACGAGGACAAGGAGGCCGAACGUAUCGAGGCGCUCGAGAAGCGGUUGCUCGACUUUCAAAAGGGCUCUACCGCCGGCGGCAACACCGCUUUGCACGACGUCGCCAGUUCGGAAUCCAGCUCCGAUGACGAGAGUGGCAGUGACUCAGACGAGGACUAA